GGGACAUCAGUUGAGUUUUGCUUAAGGAGCCAGUAGCACCGCACCGCCGCACCACCAACCCAACCCAAACCCAAUCCAUAAUCCACAUCAUGAAGCUGUUCGUUUGCAUAGCAGUUGCCCUGCUGGCCAUUGCCGCACCCGCCCAGGCGCUGCUGGGCGCCAAGUUGGCGCUUCUCAAGGCCAUUGGAGGCGGCCUCGGUGGCGGCAUCGGUGGCGGCAGCUCUGGCGGCGGUGGCUACGGCGGCGGUGGCUAUGGCAGCGGUGGAUAUUCCGGCGGAUACAAUCAAGGCUACUACAGCCAGCCCAGUCGUCCCGUUUACAAUUCUGGAUACGGCUCCAGCGGCGCUUCCAGCAGCGCUUCAUCCAGCAGCUAUGGAGGUGGCUAUGGAGGUGGCUACGGAGGUGGCUAUGGAGGCGGCUACGGAGGCGGCUAUGGCGGCGAGCAGGUGGUGAAGAUCAUCAAGGUGGUGGAGCAGCCAUCGUACUCCUCCUACGGACGUAACUCGGGCUAUGGCGGCAACUAUGGUGGCUACAGCCAGGGCUACUCCAGCGCCAGCUCAAGUGCCAGUGCCUCCAGCUCGGCUCAGGCACUGCCUGCUGUCAGCUACUCUGCACCAGCUCCCGCUGUGACCUACUCCGCUCCAGCUCCCGCUGUGACCUACUCCGCUCCAGCUCCCGCUGUGACCUACUCCGCUCCAGCUCCCGCUGUGACCUACUCCGCGCCAGCACCCUCCGUGACCUACUCCGCGCCAGCUCCCUCUGUGACCUACUCCGCGCCAGCUCCUUCUGUGACCUAUUCGGCUCCUCGUGCGCCUGCUGUCACUUAUGCCGCGCCUGCUCCCGCUCCAGUUACCUACUCGGUGCCCGCUCCCCAGCCCGUGGUGCGCUAUCAAGCCGCUCCUGCUCCAGCUCAAGUCACGUACUCCGCCCCAGCACCUGUGGCCAUCUCCCGCCCCGUCAGCUACGCUCCAGCUCCAGCUCCAGCUCCAGCACCCGUCAGCUAUGCUCCAGCUCCCAUCAGCUACGCCCCCGCCCGGCCACAGAGCCAACAGAUUGUGAAGACCAUCAAGGUGAUUGUCGAUGAGGAUCAGUCUGGACGCGUGCCAGCGCCAGUCUAUGGAGCACCAGCACCAGUGGCCAGCAGCUACUCGAGCGCAUCCUCCAGUGCUUCUGCGGCUGACUACAACGACUACAACGGAGGCUACAACGGAGGCUACAACGGAGGCUACAACGGAGGCUACAACGGAGGCUACAACGGCGGAUACAACGGUGGAUACAAUGGUGGCUACAACGGUGGCUCCUCCGCUGGUGGCUUCAACGGUGGCUGGAAGCGUGGUGGCAUCUUUGAGAAGCUUGUCGGCUGCUAAGCGAAAGCGAACCACAGCCCAAUCCCAACCGCACUCAACCUAAACCCUACCUAAACCUACUCAACUGUGUAUCUAUGUUUUUUUUUCCUAGUUCUAAAUCGAAUAAUUACGAGUAUACUUUUUGUGCAUAAUUUCGAGCCGAUCGCUGUGUACAUAAAAUAAAUCAACAAAUCAAACCCCAAA
Drosophila guanche is the source of this 1550-nucleotide messenger RNA. RefSeq names its product glycine, alanine and asparagine-rich protein. NCBI's taxonomy places the organism in Eukaryota, Metazoa, Arthropoda, Insecta, Diptera, Drosophilidae. Gene Ontology annotation, biological process: positive regulation of transcription by RNA polymerase II. The record is from RefSeq and is a predicted model, not a curated record. The transcript is spliced from 2 exons. Gene Ontology annotation, cellular component: RNA polymerase II transcription regulator complex. Gene Ontology annotation, molecular function: transcription coactivator activity. The coding region runs from base 90 to 1367 and encodes 425 amino acids.